Molecule: messenger RNA, 678 nt
Organism: Musca vetustissima
Lineage: Eukaryota; Metazoa; Arthropoda; Insecta; Diptera; Muscidae
Exons: 2
Coding region: 10-678 (222 amino acids)
Biological process (GO): actin cytoskeleton organization; muscle structure development
Cellular component (GO): filamentous actin; Z disc; stress fiber
Molecular function (GO): actin binding; muscle alpha-actinin binding
Source: RefSeq, a predicted model, not a curated record
UCUUUCAGAAUGAAAGAUCCCCGGACUAAGAUUCCCAAGUAUACCUCAGAUGCAUUUGAUAAUGUCGAAUAUCAAUUGCUGAUGACGUAUACCGUGGAAACGGAUCGUCGCAUUAUGAGUUUCUUCGAUGAAUUGUGGGGUAUUGAGGUAACCGGUGGUGUUGAUCAAUUCGAACCGUUGACAAUCAUUAAUGUAACUCCCACGGGUUUGGCUCGCCGGGCUGGUAUGCGUAUUGGUGAUGAGAUUACACAAAUCAAUGAUACACCCGCCUUGGAUUUGACAUUUAAUGAGGCCCUGAAACUUUUCCGCAGCUCUCGGAGAUUUGUGCGAGUCUAUGUUAGAGGUGAUGUCGAUGAUGACGGCCUGGAGGAUUGGACCGUUGAUUUCUGGUUUACACCACGUCGUCCCUGGCGCCGUGAUUUCAAACCCAUUCAAUGGGAAUUCCCCUGGAAUGAUCGUCGCAAACCAAUUUAUCGUGAAUCAAAUUGUUUCAUGGUACCAUCCCGCAUGGAGGAGAAGAUUCGUCAACGCCGUGCUGCCACUUCCAUCAUGAAGAAGAAGGAGGAGGGUACUCCUCACACCAGAUCUUUGACACCUGCACCCCGUCCGAAAAAUCAACCUGGGCCCAAUCUAUUAGAGGGUGUAUUGGGUCCUCGUGGUAUGCCACCACGCAAGUGA